AUGGAAAUGGGAACAAGGCUAAGUCCUUCGUUAGAUAAAUCUGUUGUUGAUUUAACUCCUUAUAGAAGCAUGAUAGGUUCUUCACUUUACCUCCCGACAAGUCGACUUGAUAUUAUGUUCUCUGUUUGUAAUUGUGCUAGGUACCAGGAAAAUCCACGAGAACCACAUCUCACUACAGUUAAGAAUAUUUUUCGUUAUCUCAAAGGCUCUAUUUCGUUAGGAUUGUGGUAUCCUUCGAAAACUGGUUUCUUCAUACAAGCUUUCUCAGAUGCUGAUUUGGGAUGUUUUAAUCUUGAUCGAAAAAGCACGAGUGGAGGAUGUCAAUUACUUGAUGGAAAAUUGGUGUGUUGGCAAUCGAAGAAGCAAACUUUUGUCUCGAUUUCCACCACAAAACCAGAAUAUGUUGCUGCUGCAACUUGCACAUCACAAAUAAUUUGGAUUCAAAGUCAAUUGCGUAAUUAUACCAAGCAUAUUGCUGUUCCUUACCAUUUUAUAAAGUAUCAUGUGGAGGAUGGAAAUGUUGAAGUGCAUUUCGUGAAAACUACUGAUCAAUUGGUUGAUACUUUCACAAAACCAUUAGAUGAAAAAUCAUUUGUGAGAACUUUAGGAGGACUUGGAAUGGUCAAAGGGGAGUCUGUUUUGAAAAAAUAG
Messenger RNA from Lactuca sativa (garden lettuce), 651 nucleotides. RefSeq names its product secreted RxLR effector protein 161-like. The record is from RefSeq and is a predicted model, not a curated record. NCBI's taxonomy places the organism in Eukaryota, Viridiplantae, Streptophyta, Magnoliopsida, Asterales, Asteraceae.